AAAACUUAAAUUUAAAAAACACCUUACUGCUUUUAGUGUCACAUUUUUAGUCAUUUUAUAAAAAAAAAAUUGAAAAAGCUUUCAAGCCAGUGAAGAAAGUGAAGAUUCCAUCAUGGCUGAGGGUCAACAGGGAUGGACUUUCAUGCUGAUGUUCAUCUGCAUUUUUGUCACCCUGGGCAGCGUCAUUCCCGUUGGCUACGCAUUCGGAGUCAUCAAUGCCCCGGCGGCGUUUAUAAGAAGUUGGGUGGAAGGCUCCUUCAACAGAAGAUACUCCUCCUCCCCGGGCGAAUCUCAGUUGACGGCUGUGACGUCCACCGUUGUGUCCAUGUUCGUGAUAGGUGGCACUGUGGGCACCCCCUUCGCUCCCAUGUUCAAUUCGUGGCUGGGCCGCCGCAACUGCCUUGUGCUCAGUGGCGUUAUAAUGGUGGUGGCUGCCUCUUUGCAGAUGGGCUGCAAAUUUCUGGACUCCAUUGAGAUGCUGAUGCUGGGCAGGCUUCUCGGCGGCAUAGCUGCCGCCCUGGUCUAUGCCACGCAACCGAUGUACCUCGUGGAACUGGCGCCCGCGGAGCUAAGCGGCAGUGUCGGCGUCUUCACCUGCAUCGGCAUCACCGGCGGCAUUGUGGUGGGUCAGAUCUUUAGCUUUGACUUUGUCCUGGGCACCGACAGAUUCUGGCCUUAUGCUCUGGGUGGAUCGGUGAUCUUCGUCGUCCUGGGACUUAUGACUAUUGUGUUCUUCCCGGAGAGUCCACGCUACCUGAUCGCCAAGGGCAAGAAGGAGCAGGCCAAGGAAGCUUUGAUGCGGCUGCGCGGCGACGAGGCACGGGUCAAUACGGAGCUGGCCCAGAUCGAGGCUGCCGCCAAUGCCGAGGGUUCGCUCACCAUGAAGCAGGUGAUCUGCGAAAAGAAGUACUUGCUGCCAUUGUUCAUAGUGGCUUCUUUUCAUUUCGUCCAACAAAUGAGUGGAAUUAACGCUAUCUGGUUCUAUUCCGUGGGCAUAUUCACUGAUGCCGGGUUCACUCUCCAAGUGGCCAUUUGGCUAAACUUUGCCGAGGGCGUGCUUAACCUCAUAAUCGCCCUCUUGGGUCCUUUCCUAAUGGCCAGGUUCAACAGAAGGAUAAUGAUGAUGUUGUCCUGCAUGGGAUCAUUUAUCUUUCUUUGCCUGCUCGUGGCAGGCUUGAUAUUUAUGAAAUCCAUCAAGGAGGUGUCCUAUGCCUGCAUCGCAUUCCUGUCCUUGUACAUCACUGCUUUUAACGUGGCCCUAGGACCUGUGCCGUAUUUCAUUGGGGCAGAGAUCUUCGAGUCGGCUCCACGUCCUUCGGGAAUGGCGUUCGGCAGCUUCUUCAAUUGGCUGGCAAAUGUCAUCCUGAGCAUGGGAUUUCCCAUGCUCAACGAGGUAAUCGGACCAUACGCCUUCCUGUUCUGUGCCUUUUUCUGCAUCUGUGGGUUCUGCAUAACCUUCUGUUACCUGCCGGAGACGAGAAAUCGCCAGCCGCAGGAGGUGGCUCCAUUGAUGGAGAACGGUUUCAAAUCCAAAGUAAAGUCGCCUUCAUGACUAUUUCGAUUUUUUCAUGAGGAAUCUUUGUAAUUUGUUAUUCCCGUACUGCUUCUAAUAUUCUAAUAAAAUAUUCACAGAGUA
Messenger RNA from Drosophila ananassae, 1636 nucleotides. RefSeq names its product solute carrier family 2, facilitated glucose transporter member 3 (gene sut3). Lineage: Eukaryota; Metazoa; Arthropoda; Insecta; Diptera; Drosophilidae. Gene Ontology annotation, biological process: monosaccharide transmembrane transport. Gene Ontology annotation, molecular function: hexose transmembrane transporter activity. Bases 113 to 1552 code for a protein of 479 amino acids. Gene Ontology annotation, cellular component: membrane. The transcript is spliced from 5 exons. The record is from RefSeq and is a predicted model, not a curated record.